Messenger RNA from Colletotrichum navitas, 722 nucleotides. RefSeq lists its product as uncharacterized. Bases 205 to 486 code for a protein of 93 amino acids. The transcript has a single exon. Lineage: Eukaryota; Fungi; Ascomycota; Sordariomycetes; Glomerellales; Glomerellaceae. The record is from RefSeq and is a predicted model, not a curated record.
CCCCUGUAAAGUACCUGGCUAGGAGGGAAGCCCGGGGAAAGCCGUGCAGACAGACAGGCAGACUACUGCUACAUGCCCGUCAUCAGUUGAUCGGUUGACCGUUUCCUUCCAGCGCAUGCCGGCACUUGGAACCUGCAUCCAGUCCCGGAAAUUUGAGCUUGUUGGUCUGAAACGGCAACGGCCAACUUAUCGUUGCAUCCCAACAUGGCCGAGCCUUCGUCUGGACGAGGUACAAUACAAUACCACCGGUACCUACCUUGUAAGGAUGGAUACCAAUACCCACGCAGCGGACCCCUUCCUCUAUUCGAAAUCGACCAGCCCGCCGUAGUUCCCGAAUCGUCGUCCAUCGUUCACGUACAGACAGACGCCUUCGGUGGCGCCGCCGAUGGCAGUCUGGCCGCCCGGCCUCACUCCCGAUUUCCAAAAAGGAAAGAGGCAGUAAACCGCUCGAACCUUUCUUUGCCCGUCAGUUGGUCCCGUCGGUGAUUCCUAAAUUACUGACGCGGACGACGGGGGCGCGUUGAGUCGACCAAUGUUCGAAUCCCCUGGGUCUUUUUGUUCUUCUUCCCAAACGCCGAAAAACAAACCAUGGUGCCGUAUCGUCAGGCAAGCGGGACAAGGUAUCAAUCAACAAUUUUUAUUUCAUCUUUUUUUCUCUCCUUCCUAUUUAAACAUUUCCCUCCACCUGUUCUAUUACCUUCCAUUCGCAGACUAUCGAACCG